This is a messenger RNA of Naumovozyma dairenensis CBS 421, 816 nucleotides long. RefSeq names its product Stm1p (gene STM1). The transcript has a single exon. Bases 1 to 816 code for a protein of 271 amino acids. Lineage: Eukaryota; Fungi; Ascomycota; Saccharomycetes; Saccharomycetales; Saccharomycetaceae. The record is from RefSeq and is a predicted model, not a curated record.
AUGUCUACUAAUCCAUUUGAUCUAUUAGGUAACGACGUUGAAGAUCCAAGCGCUGUCGUCCCACCAGUCGUCAUCAAGGAAAUUGUCAAGAACACUACUUCUUCCAAAAAGACUGACACUCCACCAAAAUCUGCUGACCCAUCAAAGGCCAGAAAAAACAGACCAAGAGCCUCAGGUAACGAAGGUGCCAUCAAAGAUAAAUCCGCCGGUAGAUACAAGAACAAAUCAAAGGAUGUCCCAUCCUCUGCUGCCACCAACUCAAGAGACAAAUCAAGAAGAGCCACUGAUCGUCACUCUAGAUCAGGUAAAGCUGACACUGAAAAGAAAGUCAACCAAGGUUGGGGUGAUAACAACAAGGAAUUAUCCACUGAAAUCGCCGCUGAAGCUGAUGCCGCUGCUGAAAUUGAAGCUGACAAAGAAGUCGCUGAAGAAGAUGCUGGUUCUCAAAAGAUGUCAUUACAAGAUUAUUUGAAAUCUUCAGCUAACACUGAAUUAAACAAAGUCCCUGAACCAACUAAAAACAUUAACAAGUUGGAAGGUGCCGAAUUGUUCGUUAAGAAGGAAGAAGAUUACGUCCCAGCUACUAAGACUAAGAAUGUCAAGUCUAAACAAUUGAAGACUAAGAACUUUUUGGAUUUCAGCGCCACUUUCUCUGAUUCUUUACCUCAACAAAAGGGUGGUAGAAAGAACUUCAAUGGUAAAGGUGACCGUCGUGGUGGUAAGUCCAACAACAACAGACAAGGCAAGAGAUCUGACGCCAAUCCUGUUCAAAGGAAUGCUUCUAUUGACACCUCUAACUUACCAUCUUUGGCUUAA